This is a messenger RNA of Clunio marinus, 219 nucleotides long. NCBI's taxonomy places the organism in Eukaryota, Metazoa, Arthropoda, Insecta, Diptera, Chironomidae. The record is from the annotation of a GenBank genome assembly.
AUGGUUUUCAUUUUAUGGCCCUUAAGAUUGGGAAUUUAUGUGCCAGAGGAGAAACAUUUUCCUUUUUCUCAUCCUCAAACUUCUCGAUUCUUCCUUUCUGCUUGCAUAAGAUUUCCGCAAUUUACCUUGGAUUUACAAUUACCACCAGAAGAAGAUUUUGUGCUCAGAGAUUAUUUAGGUAUGCAAAAUAAGGAAUGGGAAGAUACAGAAAGCUUUUAA